CUCCUCCGCCCUAGUGACGCGCGCUCCCGACGAAGAGAGCAUCGCUCGGGAGCGCGCAUCGAGAACGUGCCCGCCUCACGUGAUCCACCCAGGGCCAACCAAGACCCAGCGAUUCUGGGGCGCGAAGCGCGUUCUCGCGGGCAGUUGCUGCGGGCGGGAGAGAAGAGCAGAGGAAGAAACGGGCUCUUAACGUGUGCGGACUCGCUCCCGGAGAGGUCUCUGCCUAACACGUCGCCAUGUCCGAGGAGAAGCCUAAGGAAGGAGUAAAAACAGAGAAUGAUCAUAUUAAUUUAAAAGUAGCUGGUCAAGAUGGAUCUGUGGUUCAGUUUAAAAUAAAACGGCACACGCCACUAAAUAAACUAAUGAAGGCUUAUUGUGAGAGACAGGGUUUGUCAAUGAGACAGAUUAGAUUCAGAUUUGAUGGACAACCAAUUAAUGAAACAGAUACACCUGCACAGUUGGAAAUGGAAGAUGAAGAUACUAUUGAUGUGUUUCAACAGCAGACGGGUGGAAUGUGCUAAAUAUCCUGUCCUUUUGGGAAGAGGAAUGUAAAAUGUCACCUCACUUUAUCAUCUGUCCUUGGAUUUGCUAUUAAAUAGUAAACAAAUGAACAUGCCAAUCAUACAGGAAUCUUCUCAUGUUCUGAGGACAUUUAUCCAAAUUCUUUUCCUGUCCCUGAUAUACUGCGUGUGCAAGUCGAAGCUUAUCUGUGGAAAAUAAAUGCAUCAUAAGAAUGGGCCCACCCAAAAUUAAAUUCUCAAAUAAGUAAAAUACUGGCCGUUGUCUGCUGUCAUCUUGUUCCCAUAAAUUUGUGGCCUAAAUACCAACCUACUGUAAAACAAGGAUACUUUGUCCUGGCUUUUGUUGUUUUUGUUUUACUGCUUAAUUAUAGUAAUGUAAAUAUUGAAAUAUUUUUUCCUUGCAAUAGUAAGUUUUUCUCUGAAUAGCUGGCUUGGGAAAGAAAAAAAAGAUUUUUACCAUUAAACACAGUUACUACUUUAAAACUGUUAACGGGAUAUCAGAAAGGGCAGUACUUACAGAUACAAAGCUGAGUAUAGUGGCAAUUUAAGGUAAUGCAAAUGUACAUGUGCUUUUUCAUAAUAAAAUAGCAUAGACUCAAACAAUUUUUUAAAGUAAUGGAAUGUCUUUUGAAUUUGUCAGCAGCUGUAGCAUUUGCAUAUGUUAACUUUCACAGCUUCUAUUUAACUAUCACAUGUCCAGGGUUGAGCACAGUUGAAAAAAUUUAAAGAAUGGACCAGAAGCCUCCAGGAAACUGCUGUGCGUCUCUUGCUAAUUUUAUUGUGCAGGAGAAGUUUUUAGCAGAUUGUUCCCAAUGAAAUAGUUCCCAAGGAGUCAUUGCUUCAUUUCCAUUGAUUUAUUAGGCAGUAAGACUUGUGUACCUUCUGUCAAUUUGAAAGCGUAACUUGUUAGUUGUAUUUCUUUAUCUUAUACUUUCAAAUGUAAGGCUGGGAUUUAAAGGGCUGUGUACUUUUUCUGUAUGUGCAUGUGGUUUCUGCUUCCUGUUUCUGCUGCAGGUCCUCAUGCCUCCCUUGGGAGACCCUGAGCAGUGUGGAGUGCAGUGCUGAAGAAAGUGAAUUCAAUACCAUAUUCUCUGUGUGCUGAGUUCUGCACAUGCAUGGAGCUCUUUAGAUCCCAGUCAUCUAUUCAUAGUUAUUUUAAUAUAUUCAGUCAAGUAAAUUGGGUCUUAUAUUUAACAUCAUAAAUGUCAGUAUAUUUAUGGUCGUGUUAAAUGUGCAGGUAUACCACUGAAACAUCAAGAAUACAAAAGCUCUGAAUGACAACCUGACAUUCAUAAAGAGACUUGCUGUGCUACUUCCCCAAAUGUUGAGUUUUAAAUGAUUUUUGUAGUGACAUCAGCUUGUGAUGUUUCUUAGAUAUGUCCAGAUAAAAAUGUAAGGUCAUUCUGUUGACUUUUGAGUAGGGUAUUCAUUGCUGCUUGAGAAGGUCACUUUCUGCCUUUUAUAUCUACUGUCUAUAUUAGAUCAUCUUGCAAGAAAUCCUGCUGAAAAAGGCUUUUCUUUUUCAUUUGAUUGUAUAUGGGCUAAGGAGGGAUACUCUUUUAAAUCUGUCAUUGUUUAUUCACCAAUUUAUACAAUAUUUGUUUCCUUUACUACUGUAUACAGUAAAUAUAGUUUGGUACUCUG
Molecule: messenger RNA, 2165 nt
Organism: Varanus komodoensis (Komodo dragon)
Lineage: Eukaryota; Metazoa; Chordata; Lepidosauria; Squamata; Varanidae
Product: small ubiquitin-related modifier 3
Exons: 4
Coding region: 237-521 (94 amino acids)
Biological process (GO): protein sumoylation
Cellular component (GO): nucleus
Molecular function (GO): ubiquitin-like protein ligase binding; protein tag activity
Source: RefSeq, a predicted model, not a curated record